GAGAGGGUGGGCCUGCAAGGCCCAGCUCCGCCUUGAGCGCCUCUCCGCGCCUCGGGUGAGGCCUUCGGCGCCACAGGCCGCGCGGUUGGAGGCCGCGGUGCCUGCGGGGAUUUAAACGGGCUCAGCGGGCUUUCCCUUGCCGCCCAGAGAACAGAAUAUCAUUGUAAGAUGACUUUAAUAACUCGACAGAUCUCUAGAUGUUAUUGCUUGGUGACGAAAUGCAGUAUCUUGAACAGUAGAGAAUUGGGAAACCAAUCAAUCAAAACAUGGACUUUUCCUCUAAAGCAACCGGGUUUGCCAUUAUUGUGGCAUUACAGAUAUUUCUGUCAACCAAUGUUAAAGAACUCUAGAACUCUACUUUUUGAGAACCUCAUAAGAUUCUGUAGUUCAAGCACUGCCCGAAAUCCAAGUCCUGAAAAUAAUUCACUUUCUCUAGUUAAUAAACAAACUGUCCCAAGAUUAUGUUCUGACUCCGAAGUGUUGGAUGAAGGAUGGGAAGCGCCAUCGCCUCCAUCAGCCUUGGAGGAGAUUUCAGAAGAUGAAGCUGUUCGGAUUGUAUCUGAACCACCACUUCCUUUUGAAUCCUUCACACUUCAGGAUUAUGUUGAUCAUUCAGAAACCCUGCAGAAGUUGGUGCUUCUAGGAGUUGAUUUGUCUAAAGUGGAAAAACGUCCAGGUGCGGCUCAGUUUCUUCUGAAGUUAGACUUUGAAAAAGAUAUUGCCAAAGUACUCCUGUUUCUUAAAGAUGUUGGUGUGGAAGGUCAUCAGCUUGGGGCAAUCCUCACUAGAAACCCUUAUCUUCUUAGAGAAGACGUGGAAGAUUUGGAGACCAGGGUGGCUUAUCUGACAUCAAAAAAAUUCAGCAAGGAGGCCAUUGCACGGCUUGUCUCGGCGGCUCCAUAUUUACUUCUCUUCUCUGUGGAAAGGUUGGAUAAUAGGCUUGGUUUCUUCCAAAAAGAACUUGGAUUGAAUGUGAAAAAGACCAGAGAUUUAAUAACUCGUCUUCCAAGGUUACUGACAGGCAGCCUUGAACCUAUUAAAGAAAAUCUAAAGGUGUUUGAACUUGAACUUGGCUUUAGUCAGAAUGAAAUUAGGCACAUUGCAUACAGAAUCCCCAAGACUCUGGGACUAAGCAAAAGGAAGCUAACACAUACAUUUGAUUUCUUGCACAACAUGAUGGGCAUUCCACAUGGCGUCAUUGUUCAUUUCCCUCAGGUUUUUAAUUCUAGCCUAUUACGAAUCAAAGAAAGGCAUUUGUUUCUUAAAUUCCUGGGAAGAGCACAGUAUGAUCCAAAGCAACCCAGCUACGUCGCCCUGGACAAGCUAGUAUCCCUGUCUAAUGACAUAUUCUGUGUAGAAGUUGCCAAGACAUCCAUACAGGACUUCCACACAUUUUUGAAAACACUGUAAAAUAACAUGUCUCCAAAGAAACUUAACAGUUAUAAAAUAAAUGGGGCGUUUUUCUAACUGUUUUUUUAAACAACAUUAAUGAACCAUGAAUAAAAAUGAGAUACCAUUUUA
Messenger RNA from Sphaerodactylus townsendi, 1521 nucleotides. It is a transcript of the gene MTERF3, whose product is annotated as mitochondrial transcription termination factor 3. The transcript has 8 exons. Lineage: Eukaryota; Metazoa; Chordata; Lepidosauria; Squamata; Sphaerodactylidae. Gene Ontology annotation, molecular function: double-stranded DNA binding. Bases 169 to 1410 code for a protein of 413 amino acids. Gene Ontology annotation, cellular component: mitochondrion. The record is from RefSeq and is a predicted model, not a curated record. Gene Ontology annotation, biological process: regulation of DNA-templated transcription; mitochondrial ribosome assembly.